Molecule: messenger RNA, 1783 nt
Organism: Nyctereutes procyonoides (raccoon dog)
Lineage: Eukaryota; Metazoa; Chordata; Mammalia; Carnivora; Canidae
Gene: CERS3
Product: ceramide synthase 3
Exons: 12
Coding region: 377-1555 (392 amino acids)
Biological process (GO): ceramide biosynthetic process
Cellular component (GO): membrane
Molecular function (GO): DNA binding; sphingosine N-acyltransferase activity
Source: RefSeq, a predicted model, not a curated record
AACAGGGAUGAGGCAACUAAUGCCUUUGUAAUCCUGGGUCUGACUGAAUUCCAGUUUUCUCCUCUCCCAAGUGGUGAAACAGGAAGCCACAUCCCAUCAGGAAGAACCAGAAAGUGCCAUCCAGUAGCUUUGCCUCACGUCACUGAUCGCCCUCAGUCAGAAAUCUAGACCUGCAACUUUAGAGGGUGGGUCGCUGAAAGAAUUUGAGAGCUUAUGCAGAGAUGAGAUGUGCUGCUCUCUGACAAGAACAAGGCUGACUGGAACGCUGGAAAUCUGGCUCUGACUGCUCUUCACAGGCAAGGGGCAUCUAUUGUGGACUGAAGUUUCUGGAAGAUUUAUGGUCUAAGCUGUUAAGACACAAAGGAUUCAAAAUUCAAUGACUUACAGAAGAAUGUUUCAGACAUUUAAAGAAUGGUUUUGGUUGGAAAGAUUUUGGCUUCCUCCAACAAUAAAGUGGUCAGAUCUUGAAGAUCAUGAUGGACUUGUCUUCGUAAAACCCUCUCAUUUGUACAUGACAAUUCCAUAUGCGUUUGGCUUGCUGAUUAUCAGACAUUUCUUUGAAAAAUUUAUUGCUACGCCUCUAGCAAAAACAUUUGGCAUUAAAGAGGAAAUUCGAAAGAAGAUUACACCAAAUACUGUCUUAGAGACUUUUUUCAAACAUUCCACAAGACAACCAUCUCACACUGAUAUUUAUGGACUGGCAAAGAAGUGUAACUUGACAGAGCGCCAGGUAGAACGAUGGUUCCGGAGUCGACGGAAUCAAGAGAAGCCUUGCAGGAUGAAGAAAUUCCAGGAAGCUUGCUGGCGAUUUGCAUUUUACUUAAUGAUUACUGUUGCUGGAAUUGUAUUUCUUUAUGAUAAACCUUGGGUAUAUGACCUCUGGGAGGUAUGGAAUGGCUACCCCAGGCAGCCCUUGCUGCCGUCCCAGUACUGGUACUACAUUUUGGAGAUGAGUUUUUAUUGGUCUCUGAUAUUUAGCCUUGGCUCUGAUGUCAAGAGGAAGGAUUUUCUAGCUCAUGUCAUCCAUCACCUGGCUGCUAUUAGUCUGAUGAGCUUCUCUUGGUGUGCUAAUUAUAUUCGCAGUGGGACCCUCGUGAUGAUUGUGCAUGAUGUGGCUGACAUUUGGCUGGAGUCUGCUAAGAUGUUUUCUUAUGCCGGAUGGAAGCAAACCUGUAACACCCUGUUUUUCAUCUUCUCUACCAUAUUUUUCAUCAGCCGCCUCAUUAUCUUUCCCUUCUGGAUUUUAUAUUGCACCCUGAUUCUGCCUCUGCACUAUCUUGAGCCUUUCUUUUCAUACAUCUUCCUCAACCUCCAGCUCUUGGUCCUGCAAGUCCUUCACCUCUAUUGGUGCUACUUUAUCCUGAAGAUGCUCCGAAGAUGUAUAUUCAUGAAGAACAUCCAGGAUGUGAGGAGUGAUGAUGAGGAUGAAGAGGAAGAGGAAGAGGAGGAGGAGGAGGAGAAGGAAGAAGUCAUCAAAGGCAAAGAGAGAGACUGUUUGAAGAAUGGCCUCGGGGCCAACAGGCACCUCAUUCCCAAUGGUCAACAGGGCCAUUAGCUUGAAUCCCAUGCAGCUCCCAGGGCACAGUGAGUGUGCUAUGAGGGCUACCAGAAGCCAGAGUUGCUUCCCCCUCCAUAACUGUGGCCUACAGGAGCCACAGAGACCCCAGAUUCUGCCCUUCCCUCUUUUUAACUACCACCUUCUCCCCUCCCAAGAUGUAUUUAACAAAAUGUUGUUAACUUGUGUUGAAAUGUUAAAUAUAGCAUCUCUAUGGAUUUUACUGCA